Messenger RNA from Trypanosoma brucei brucei TREU927, 1083 nucleotides. RefSeq lists its product as hypothetical. Bases 1 to 1083 code for a protein of 360 amino acids. Lineage: Eukaryota; Euglenozoa; Kinetoplastea; Trypanosomatida; Trypanosomatidae. The record is from RefSeq and is a predicted model, not a curated record. The transcript has a single exon.
AUGAUUCUAUCCCUCGACAUGAAAAAUGCGCCCGAUUCACGAUGUAAGUCAUCGGGACACGGCGGUAAAUGCCGGAAGGAGGGUAAUCUUUCACGAUCACAACACGAAAGUGCCACUCACACACCUGUGCGGGCACGUGGUCCCCGGAGGAGUACUUCUCGGUUAGUAAACGAGCGGUCGCCAAACAGGUGCGGUUGGGCUAUAGGUGCUAGUGCGAUGGAGGAAACACCGGAGAUUCUGGGUUUGCGCCGCCGGGCUGAGGAGGUUGCUCCAAUUUUGGGUGCUAAUGUUUGUCAAAUCCGUGAUCUGUUACUAUUACAGCGUGUAGCGAUCGAGGUUGCUGAACGAUUCUCCCGUCUGGAGGAGUGGUACGUUGCACAGUUGCGGGAGCGCUCCGAGUACUUGGAGCACCGCGUGACGCAGUUGGCGGAGGCUGCUGCUUCUCAGACCGCUUAUUUAACCUCUGAUAAGUCCCGAACACCGACGGCGGUACGUCACCGUCAAGGUUUAACCGGUAGAGCCGCGGGGAUGAGUAGGCCCUCGCUCAGUUUUCGCAGUAGGUCUCCUUCGAGUAACGAUGAUGCUGGGAGGAGCGGUGGGGCCGCGCCGUCUUCCCCUUUCAAGGUCCAGCAUUCAAAGAAUUUAAACAGCUCGCGCAUUCGUUUUACAGGGCGUUCUACCGCGUCACUGUUCGCUCUGCACUUUCAACCUCCAACUGUCGAACAUAACUAUAACAAUUCGGCCGAUACUUCUCGGGGGACGGGCCCCAACAGACGUCGGACUAUGGAUAUGUUAGGACCUUGUGGGGGCGCAAGUGCCAUGAGGAUGAAACUAACGAUGAAAGACAAGCGAAAGUCACCAAGUUCAGGUUCCCACCAGAGGCGUCCUUCUAAGGGGGGUAGCGAAUCCGAGGUGUACGAUACCCUGAAUGGUAGCAAUAGCAACAAUAAGCAGAUUAGUACACGGCGCGCUUGUGGUUCAACUAUCUUGCUCUCAGUUUCAGAUAGGAAGCACACACCACGUCGUGUGUUGCCCGCUUCCAGCAGACUGAUUUAUGCGGUCGAUGCGAUCGCACGGGAAUGA